This is a messenger RNA of Epinephelus lanceolatus (giant grouper), 4484 nucleotides long. It is a transcript of the gene fem1c, whose product is annotated as fem-1 homolog c. NCBI's taxonomy places the organism in Eukaryota, Metazoa, Chordata, Actinopteri, Perciformes, Serranidae. Gene Ontology annotation, molecular function: protein binding. The record is from RefSeq and is a predicted model, not a curated record.
AACUGAGUCGUGAUCAUCCGGUGGAGCCGUGGGUGGAUAGCCUUCCCUAUUUACCUUCCCCGUCGCCGAGAUUACUGUCGUUGCAGUUUGCUGGGUGGCUUAAUGGACGACUUUUAUUCGCCGUUUUGGGGGUAACAUUUCUGGCUUGUAUCUCGACGUGUGUGUGUGGGAGUGUGUGUGAGAGGAAAUCGGCUCGGACGUUGGGGAUAUCCCCUGAUUGUUUAGCCGAGCGAGAGACCGAGCGUCGUUUUCCACAGGCUAAGCUAACAGCAGCGCGGCGUAACGGGUGGGGGUGGAUUUCUACAUCUCGGCCCUCGGGAAGCUGAAUAUAAAUAACGUCUCAGGAGUAUGUUGUGGGACAAUGACAAGCGCAAGAGGCAGAACUAAUGGAGACGAGCUUGUCGGAGAGGAGGAACGUCAGUGGAUGAGUGUCGGUUGAACGGUCGAUAAAGAGGGGUAAAGUAGUUGAGCUAGGCGAAGCUAGUCGGUCGGCUACAUUGAUCGAGGAAGUUGACUAGCCACCUUGCUAACUCGGCGACAAAUGUAUUACUGGACCAAGGGUCGUCUCAAGUGUUAUUCAUCGAUUUAAAGAUUCACACAAGAGGCCAGUGAUGCUAGUUUUUAAAGCUAAAGUUUAGAAAACACACAUUCUUAUUGGCUUUUUAACCAAACACGCUAGCUAACGUCAGUUGGUUACUGUUAGCCAGUUAGUCGGAGGUUGUUGUAAACAAAGGGUCCCGAGCUCCACCUGUCCACAGCAACAUUACACCUCGGGUUGACGUUGGCUGGUUGUCUCACGGACAUCGUUGCCUUUUUAUUUAGCAGUGACACCCACUCUCAGAAAUGGAUUUAAAGACAGCAGUGUUUAACGCAGCACGGGACGGUAAGCUCCGGCUGCUUCAGAAACUGUUGGAGAACAAAGAUGGACACGAGGUGACCAAGCUGAUGGGUGAGAAGACAAACGGGGCCACCCCGCUGUUGAUGGCCUCCAGGUACGGCCACCUGGAUCUGGUGGAGUACCUGCUGGAGUGCUGCAGCGCUCCCGUGGAGGUCGGUGGGUCGGUGAAUUUUGACGGGGAGACCAUCGAGGGAGCGCCCCCCCUGUGGGCAGCCUCUGCGGCGGGUCACCUGAAGGUGGUCCAGUCCCUGCUGGGCCACGGAGCGUCUGUGAACAGCACCACCCUGACCAACUCGACACCGCUGAGGGCAGCCUGCUUUGACGGCCACCUGGACAUUGUGAAAUACCUGGUGGAGCACAAAGCUGACCUGGAGGUGGCCAACAGACACGGUCACACGUGUCUCAUGAUUUCCUGCUACAAAGGACACAAGGAGAUAGCACAGUACCUGCUGGAGAGAGGCGCAGACGUCAACAGAAAAAGUGUGAAAGGCAACACAGCACUUCAUGACUGUGCAGAGUCGGGCAGCCUGGAGAUCAUGCGGAUGUUGCUGCAGUUCGGAGCAUCCAUGGAGCAGGACGGCUACGGCAUGACGCCCCUGCUCUCCGCCAGUGUCACAGGCCACACUAACAUUGUAGACGACCUGACGACGCACCCACAGACAAGUCACAAAGAGCGCAUUGAUGCCCUGGAGCUCUUGGGAGCCACGUUUGUUGACAAGAAGAGAGAUCUGCUCGGAGCUUUAAAAUACUGGAAGAGAGCCAUGGACCUCAGGUACAUGGACAGUAACAACAUUGUCCAUAAACCAGAACCCAAGCAGCUGAUCAUGGCAUACGACUACGCCAGGGAGGUAACAAACGGAGAGGAGCUGGACGGGCUGAUAUCUGACCCGGAUGAGAUGCGCAUGCAGGCACUGCUCAUCCGUGAAAGAAUCCUCGGCCCACAACAUCCAGACACUUCUUACUACAUCCGUUACCGUGGUGCCGUCUAUGCUGACUCUGGGAACUUUGAGCGCUGCAUCAACCUGUGGAAGUAUGCGUUGGACAUGCAACAGACCAACCUGGACCCCCUCAGCCCCAUGACGGCCUCCAGCCUGCUGUCGUUCGCCGAGCUCUUCUCCUUCAUGCUGCAGGACAGAGCCAAAGGGCUCCUGGGGACAUCGGUGUCAUUUGAGGACUUGAUGGGGAUCCUUUCCAAGAGCGUGUUGGAGAUUGAGCGGGCGGUUAAACAAAAUGGACCGAUGCCUCCUGACCCUGCCCAGCUCAGCAAGGCCCUGUCAAUCAUCCUGCAUCUCAUUUGUCUUUUAGAGAAGGUGCCCUGUACUGCAGAACAGGACCACUUCAAGAAGGAAACCAUCUACAAGUUCCUGAAGCUCCAGCCGUGUGGUAAGAACGGCUACAGUCCACUACACCUGGCAGUCGACCGAAACACCACCUGUGUGGGUCGGUAUCCCGUCUGCAAGUUCCCCUCCCUCACAGUCGCCUCUAUCCUUCUUGAGUGUGGGGCAGAUGUGAACAGUCGCGAUGAAGAUGACAACAGCCCCCUCCACAUAGCCGCAUCCAAUGGCCACCCUGACAUCAUGAACCUACUGAUAUCAUGCGGAACUCACUUUGACAGCACCAACGCCUUCCAACAAACGGCCUGUGACCUCCUGGACGAGAAGGAGCUGUCCAGGAAUGUAAUCCAGCCCAUUAACCACACCACGCUGCAGUGCCUGGCCGCCAGGGCCAUCGUCAAGCACAGCCUCGAUUACCGGGGAAACAUCCCUGAGAAACUAGAGGCCUUUGUGUUGCUCCACAGAUAAUGAUCGUGGAGGAGGGGAAUGGAUGGACGAUAAGGGGAGUAGGUGUGAUCACAUCGAGUGGAGUGGACAGACUGAGGAGCGUCAUAGUUCAAGGCCUGACCUACGAGGUGUUUGAGGAGUGGAAGGACACAGUGUUGUGGGUUAGGUUUGCAAAUUCAAACUAGAAUAUCAGAGGAGAAUAUGAACUUGAAGAUUAGUGUGAUCAAAAAUGUCUUCAUUCAACCAGGAUAAACUGAAAAAUGAUCUGAGGUGAAUGGAGGAGGGAGUUUUCUUCCUCUGUUUGCUCUUUGAUGGAGCCACAGCUCUGUGGUUCCAUCUGUGGGGAUGUAUUACGAGUGGAUUGCAACAUGGACAAACACAGUUGUAUCUCUGGAUGAACUGAGCACGGGGUUUACAUAUUUUUUGCUUUAGAAAAAUUUGAUUUUUUUUUUUUUUUUUUGCAUAUUCCACUAUGCUAUUUAUUGAAUGAAACUUGAGAGAUUUUUCUCCAUGCUGGCUCCAACCCAGCCUCAACUUUGCCUGCGUCUCUCUUCUAAAAAUAAGGAUUGAGGCAUUUCUACAUAUGCUGGGACUUCAGGUUAUUUUAUUUUUUUGUUUGUCCCAUCACUGUUGCCAACAGUCAUGGACCCUUCCUCAGUUAUUAUUAGGUUCCUCUUUUUUUGUACUUUUACAAAACAUUUAGUUAUUGUCAUGCAACUCUGGAUAUCUGCCAAGUAGUGUGGAUUCUAGACUCAUUUGUCGUUCCCUCUUUAGUGUAUAACAAAGCUUUACGAGAAGGGUUUAAUGUCUGCGAACACCAUAAGUGCUUUAUUCUUCCUAUGCACAGGCUAGGCUGUUGGAAAGAGAGACUGUUGUAUUCUGUGCCGGCACUUGUCUGUGCAAUAUCUCAUGAGUUUUUGUGUUUACCUCAUUGCUGCCGUUUCCUUCAGCGUCUCCUUCCUUCACUCAGAGAAGGGAGGGGACGCAAAACCAUUGUACUGAUUGUUGUAAGAAGUGUGAAUGAAUUUGAGUGACUGUGUAUGUUUGUCUGUGUGUGAGUACCACACAGUGUGUUUCAUGUAUGCAGAGUGUUUUUUUUUUGUUUUUGUUUUUUUGAGCUUACACAAAUUAUUGAGGACAAGAGUUUGAAGUGGCGCUCAUCGAGAUUCCAUAAUGCACAUGACUGCCACUAAAACCCACAGCGGCCAAACUCAGUGUCUACAACCGCUGGAGUGUGCAGGCUUGUACACAGAAGUGACCUCUUAACGUUUGUACAUGGCCGACCUUUAAAAUGCCAUCGUUCUUUAAAUAAUCAUGAUCAAAAAGGAAAAAAAAAUCUAGGUAGGUUACCAACAUUGGCCCACUGUGCAUGUGCAGCAGCAUAUCAACCAACCAGUCACUGCAGAAAACCUUUCAUGAGAACUCCUAGACUCCAAACCAGACUACAGCUAGGAUAGUUCUGCUUGUUUUGUACAACCGUCGUCCAAUUGUAUGAGAGCUGAAGACACAGAUGAGUGGGAGGACGCCUUGACGUACAGAAUAGUAAAGCUUUGUGAAUUAUCUUGUUUGCACAUUAGCUUCUAGAUGUGUGGGUUGAAAAAAGGGCUUUUCAUAAUUCAUAGGAUUUCAUAUUGCAGUCUAUUUAACCUGACAGUUCAAAACCAGACAUAGAAAAUGUAUGAGGACUCCCAGGGCAACUUGAUUUGAAUCUGCACUUUACUACAGCGGAGUUUAAGAUUUGAUAUGGCAUUAAUCAAGUUCAUGUCUUAAUAACCAGUUUGACAAUAAACCCAUGUUGCACUUGU